AUGGAGGCUGAGGUUCAAGACUUUUCGGUACGAAAGCACACCUCAACAACGACAGUAACAAUUAUACUGGACACCGAGGUCAGCACGUCGGACCGUGACUACGCAUACACCGGCUCGACUCUGUACAACACGCACGUCAGCACCACCGUUGCGGGCCCCGACAGCGAGAAGUCUCGGGUCAAGUCUCGGGUCCGCCGUGACUUGCAAAGGAUCAACGAUAGGGUGCUCGAUGACCGAGGCGACUCAACGGAAGAUAUUGUGCCGAAAGGCGACGUGAAGCUCGGCAAUAUGGCCCACUGA
This is a messenger RNA of Aspergillus pseudoviridinutans, 300 nucleotides long. RefSeq lists its product as uncharacterized. The coding region runs from base 1 to 300 and encodes 99 amino acids. The record is from RefSeq and is a predicted model, not a curated record. The transcript is spliced from 2 exons. Lineage: Eukaryota; Fungi; Ascomycota; Eurotiomycetes; Eurotiales; Aspergillaceae.